AUGUCACUUAACGAGAUCCAAGGCCGACUUGCGCUUAUCACCGGUGCAUCGGGAGGAAUUGGAGCUGCCUGCGCACACCAGCUUGCCCAACAUGGAGUGCAUCUCGCCUUGACAUACGCGACCAAUCUGACGGCAAUGAACGCGCUGGUGACCGAUCUGCAGAGCAAAUACGCCGAUAACAAGCUCCGUAUCUCGAUCCAUAAAGUGGAUGUUGGCUCCGCUGACGACAUCGAGACGAUGUUCCAGCAAAUCGACACCGAGCACGGCCACCGACCCGAUAUCCUGAUCUCGAACGCUGGGCACGGCAAGCGGUUCCCGCAAAUCUGGGACUGCUCUCUCGAAGAGUUCGAUUAUACUUUACAAGUCAACCUGCGCGCUUCAUUCAUUCUCGUCAAGGGGGUGGUGGAGCGUAUGAAGAGCCAGAAUUGGGGGCGCAUUGUGUUUAUGUCCUCGAUUGCUGCGCAAGGCGGAGGAAUCAACGGAUGUCAUUACGCCGCCUCUAAAGGUGGUCUGACAGGAAUGAUGAAGAAUCUUUCUACCCGCCUGGCUGAAUUCAAUAUCAGUGUUAAUGAUGUGGCGCCUGCCAUGAUUGGGGACACCGGUAUGAUCCCCAAUGCUGCGGCUAUUCCGGACGUAGCGGCUGGUAUUCCGCUUGGUCGCCUUGGGACUCCUGAGGAGACGGCCAAUGUUGUGACUAUGCUUGUGAAAACAGGGUACAUGACGGGUCAGAGCCUCUUGCUCGCUGGAGGGUUGAAAUGA
Penicillium egyptiacum is the source of this 759-nucleotide messenger RNA. Lineage: Eukaryota; Fungi; Ascomycota; Eurotiomycetes; Eurotiales; Aspergillaceae. The record is from the annotation of a GenBank genome assembly.